Chelonoidis abingdonii (Abingdon island giant tortoise) is the source of this 3444-nucleotide messenger RNA. The record is from RefSeq and is a predicted model, not a curated record. Lineage: Eukaryota; Metazoa; Chordata; Testudines; Testudinidae.
CCGGUCACCUGACCUCUGCCAGGCCCGGCUCUGGGGGCCAAGAUGGCCGCUUACCUGCAGUGGCGCCGCUUCGUGUUCUUUGACAGGGAGACGGUGAAGGAGCCGGCCGGGCCCGACGGGGGAGCAGCCGGCGGGGGGAAGCCCUUCGCCCUUCCGCCGGGCGUCACCGUCUGCGACUCGGGCAGAGGCAGCCUGGUGUUCGGGGAUAUGGAAGGUCAGAUCUGGUUCUUGUCACGCUCUCUUCAGCUUAGCAGUUUCCAGGCUUACAAGCUGAGGGUGACUCACUUGUACCAGCUGAAGCAGCACAGCAUCUUGGCUUCUGUUGGUGAAGAUGAAGAAGGCAUUAACCCGCUGGUUAAAGUCUGGAACUUAGAGAAACGAGAUGGUGGGAAUCCUCUUUGCACAAGGAUUUUCCCAGCAAUACCGGGUAACAAACCUACAGUUGUGUCCUGCCUAACUGUCCAUGAGAAUCUUAACUUCAUGGCUAUUGGGCGUCCAGGGCUGCUUAAUGCAGCUUCUAACUUCGCAAAGGUAGCCACUGCCUCGUUGUAUCGUUAUGCCAACCUGUAUAGGUCUAUUCGACAGCAUUUGAGUGGAGAGACCAAGGUCUGUGGGCCUUACGACAUUUACCUGAUGCUGUUCAAAAAGAACCUGUUUGAAAUGGCUAUUAACCUGGCCAAGAGUCACCACUUGGACAACGAUGGCUUAUCAGAGAUUUUCAGGCAAUAUGGAGAUCAUCUGUACAACAAAGGGAACCAUGAUGGAGCCAUUCAGCAGUAUAUACGGAGACCCUGUGCAUCUCUUGAGGGUAACAGAGGCAGCAAGGGAGCAGAUGCUGCAAGUAUCUGGGUACAGGCCUGGUCCUUAUGCUGCAAUGCCGUGUGCUGCAAUGAUGUCAGCAACGUUAAUACUGGAGUGUGCUGGAAAUGGAGACUUCAUGUCACUUUUCUCUCAAGAACCAUUGGGAAGCUAGAGCCAUCUUACGUGAUCCGGAAGUUCUUAGAUGCUCAGCGUAUACACAAUCUGACUGCGUACUUGCAGACACUCCACCUACAGUCCCUUGCCAACGCAGACCACACCACCCUGCUGCUAAACUGCUACACCAAACUCAAAGACAGCUCCAAACUGGAGGAGUUCAUCAAGACCAGUGAGAGUGAGGUCCACUUUGAUGUGGAGACAGCAAUCAAGGUACUCCGUCAAGCAGGUUACUUAUCCCAUGCUGUGUACCUGGCAGAGAAGCAUGCACACCAUGAAUGGUUCCUCAAAAUCCAGCUGGAGGACAUCAAGAAUUACCAGGAGGCCUUGCAGUAUAUUGGCAAGCUGCCCUUUGACCAGGCAGAAAGUAACAUGAAGCGGUAUGGCAAAAUCCUGAUGCACCAUGUCCCCACUGAGACCACGGAACUGCUGAAGAUCCUGUGCACGGACUACCGGCCAACGGGAGACCGUGAAUGCUCUGGGAUGCUGGAGGGGAAAAAGGCUAAUUCUGAGGAGUUCAUUCCAGUCUUUGCAAACAACUCCCGGGAGCUGAAGGCUUUUCUGGAGCACAUGACAGAGGUGCAGUCUGACUCUCCCCAGGGCGUCUAUGACACACUGCUGGAACUUCGACUCCAGAACUGGGCACAUGAACAGGAUCUGCAGAUCAAAGAGAAGCUGCACAGUGAAGCCAUCACCCUGCUGAAGAGUGGAAGGUUUAGAACAGUUUUCCAUAAGGCUUUGGUACUGUGUCAGAUGCACAACUUCAAGGAUGGUGUCCUCUAUCUUUACGAACAGGGCAAACUUUUCCAACAGAUUAUGCAUUAUCACAUGCAAAAUGAGCAGUACAGGAAGGUGAUUGAGGUGUGCGAGUUAUAUGGAGACCAAGAGACCUGUCUCUGGGAACAGGCCCUCAGUUAUUUUGCCCGGAAAGAAGAGGACUGCAAGGAAUACAUCACAGCGGUACUGAAGCAUAUUGAAAACAAGAACCUCAUGCCUCCACUGCUCGUUGUGCAGACUCUGGCUCAUAACUCCACGGCCACGCUGUCUGUGAUUAAGGAUUAUCUUGUCAACAAGCUGCAGAAGCAGAGCCGCCAGAUUGAGCAGGAUGAGCAGAGGAUUCAGAAAUAUCGUGAAGAGACCACAAGGAUCCGCCAGGAGAUUGAAGACCUCAAAACCAGUCCCAAAAUCUUCCAGAAAACAAAGUGCAGCAUCUGUACAAGUGCCCUGGAGCUGCCUUCAGUCCACUUCCUGUGUGGUCAUUCCUUUCACCAGCACUGCUUUGAGAGCUACUCAGAGAGCGAUUCAGAAUGUCCCACCUGCAUGCCAGAGAACCGAAAGGUCACAGAUAUGAUCCGAACCCAAGAACAGAAGAGAGAUCUGCAUGAUCAGUUUCAGCAUCAGCUCAAGUGCUCUAAUGAUGGCUUCUCUGUUGUUGCUGAUUACUUUGGUCGUGGGGUUUUCAACAAGCUCACUCUCAUCACGGAUCUGCCCCCAGGCAAAUCAGCCACAACUAUUGAGGCUGGCCUGCAGAGGGAACUCCUCAUACACACAAAACGCAGCACCUAAAGCCAUUCCUUCCCUGGGAUGCCUCCCUUGUGGAUCUUGUACUAUACUUAUCUUGAAGACUCUGUAAAUUAGUUGCUUCCUGAUGUCUUUCAACCCCUCCAAUGAACUGGGAUGGAACUUGACUGGAGAGGACAUGAGCUCAAGUGGCUAUAAAACUACCGUGUUGUUGGGAUAUAUAUGAUGCAAAGAACAGUGCACUUUCUGGGAGGGUUUGAGUACAGGUCAUGGUGCAUAGCACCCCUCUGACAGCCUCACAGUGCCUUAAGCCCUGGGCACACUAACCUGUCUGCAACUCUACAGGGCAAUCUCUGGUGUCACAUUUGCACAGCACAAAGCCUUUUGCAGCAGGUUUCUGCUGGGCAGUAACUGAUUGUCCUGUGGGCUGGGUUAGCCAGUGUUGCAGCUAAUUACCACUACACUAGCUUGGCAGAACAGAAGGCUAUGGAAAAUAUUUGGGUUUCUUGCCCAAUGAUCAAGUGUUGUGUGAUGUGCUUGUCUUGGUUUUUUUGUUGAUUUGUUUUUUAAUUUGGUUGUUUGUAGACCAGAGAUAAAGUCCGGUGAUCACUGAUGGAAAAUCAAGUGUUUGGGGCCAGAUGGUCUUUUAGGGGUGUAAUUGCUUCAUUUGGUUGCUCUGAGAUACAUUUAUGUAAUGAAGAAUGGCCUAGUAGGCAUGUAGAUAGAAAUUCAACUAAAAUGUGAGUUCAGAAUUUCUUCUGGCAGCUGCUUGACCCAUGUUUCACCUGUAUUAAAAAUGACCUCACACAAAUUCAGUUGUGCUGUAACUGUCUUUUAAUUUAAAGGUUAGAAUUGCUUACUAUAAGACAUUUCUUAUGUACAUACUUUGAAUUUAUGCAUGUUUUGUAGCUCAAAGAAAUGAGAACAUAGACUUUUUCUUAAUGUGAA